Penicillium maclennaniae is the source of this 297-nucleotide messenger RNA. RefSeq lists its product as uncharacterized. The transcript has 2 exons. Bases 1 to 297 code for a protein of 98 amino acids. The record is from RefSeq and is a predicted model, not a curated record. NCBI's taxonomy places the organism in Eukaryota, Fungi, Ascomycota, Eurotiomycetes, Eurotiales, Aspergillaceae.
AUGCUCAUCAACCUCGGCCCCAUCGAAUGUCAUCUGCCUCACUCCGAGCCCAAUCUUGUGAAUCCGGGGCACCGAAGACGCGCGCAGCUCAACAUCACAAAACACGAGAGAGAUUCUGCCUACCUAGUCGAUAUUGACCACUUUGUGGUUGCGAAUGGUUUCUGCGAUGCGCCGACGGUUGCGUUUUGGAUUCUAGACUCGCGUGUCGACGAUGUUGAUGCGCAGUUUGAUUCCGCGGUGGAGACAGUUGAGUUCCGCCAUCAUUCUGACCACGUAAGGGGUGUGGCGAACGCGUAG